Messenger RNA from Limulus polyphemus (Atlantic horseshoe crab), 440 nucleotides. Its product is annotated as ras-related protein Rab-4B-like. NCBI's taxonomy places the organism in Eukaryota, Metazoa, Arthropoda, Merostomata, Xiphosura, Limulidae. The transcript has 4 exons. Gene Ontology annotation, biological process: regulation of endocytosis. The record is from RefSeq and is a predicted model, not a curated record. The annotation marks the transcript as partial. Gene Ontology annotation, cellular component: endosome. Gene Ontology annotation, molecular function: GTPase activity; GTP binding.
AUUUCCUUUUCAAGUUUUUGGUUAUUGGAAGUGCAGGCGCUGGAAAGUCUUGUUUACUUCACCAUUUUAUUGAAAAUAAAUUUAAAGCAGAUUCAAGUCACACAAUUGGUGUUGAGUUUGGGUCAAAAGUGGUGAAUGUUGGAGGUCGAUCAGUAAAGCUACAGAUAUGGGAUACUGCAGGUCAAGAGCGGUUCAGGUCUGUGACCAGAAGCUAUUAUAGAGGGGCUGCUGGUGCCUUAUUAGUGUAUGACAUGACCAGUCGAGAAACCUACAAUGCCUUGACAAAUUGGUUAACUGAUGCUAGAACGUUAGCCAGUCCUAACAUAAUGAUUCUUCUAGCUGGGAACAAAAAGGAUCUGGAAGAUGAUCGUGAAGUUAGUUUUCUUGAGGCCAGUCGGUUUGCUCAAGAAAAUGGUUUGUGUUUUAAAUGUUUUUUUUAA